GUUUAUUUAAUUUUCUGAAAAAAAAAAAAGAAUCUUUUUUUGUUUUUUGGAGCAAAAAUUUAGUGGUGAGUUUGAGCUAUUUGUGUCUGUCUUUCUGACAUUCCAAUAGCAUAAAAAAAAAAUUCUCACCUUUUUUUUUCUUUUUUCUGCAAAAACUUUAAUUCUUCCCAUUUUCAAUAAAAAAGAAUCUUUUUUGCUAGAGUGAGUAAAGAAAAAAAAACUCAAUUUUUUCUCCAAAUUUAGAAGAAAAAACCACAUUUUCAAGAAUCUUUUGUGUUUUUUUUUUGAGCCAAAAAAGAAAAUGGAGAGAUUAACAACAACAAAUAUUCUUCCAAAUACAUUUUAUGGAAGAAGGGAUGAUAUAACAGAACAAUUUGGUAUAAUGUGGAGACAAAUAAAAGCUCCAUUAAUUGUUCCAAUUUUAAAGAUUUUAGUAUUUUUAUGUCUUGUUAUGUCUAUAAUGUUGUUUAUUGAAAGAGUUUACAUGUUUCUUGUUAUUACAUUUUUGAAAUUUUUUGGUAAAAAACCAGAAAAAAGAUAUAAAUGGGAACCAUUAAAAGAUGAUGUUGAGCUUGGAAAUUCAUCUUAUCCUAUGGUUCUUGUUCAAAUUCCUAUGUAUAAUGAAAAAGAGGUUUAUCAGCUAUCAAUUGGAGCUGCAUGUGGACUAUCAUGGCCUUCUGAUCGUAUUAUAGUACAAGUUCUUGAUGAUUCAACUGACCCUAUCACUAAGAAUUUGGUGGAAAUGGAAUGCCAAAGAUGGGGAAGUAAAGGAAUAAAUAUAAAAUAUGAAGUGAGGGAUAAUAGGAAUGGGUACAAAGCAGGUGCAUUGAAAGAAGGAUUGAAGCAUAGUUAUGUGAAACAAUGUGAUUUUGUUGCUAUUUUUGAUGCUGAUUUUCAACCUGAACCUGAUUUUCUAUGGCAUACUAUUCCAUUUUUGGUGCACAAUCCUCAACUUUCACUUGUUCAAGCUAGAUGGAAAUAUGUAAAUGCUGAUGAAUGUUUAUUGACAAGAUUGCAAGAAAUGUCAUUGGACUAUCAUUUUUCUGUUGAGCAAGAAGUGGGCUCUUCUACACAUGCUUUUUUUGGAUUUAAUGGCACUGCUGGCGUUUGGCGAAUCGCCGCGAUAGAAGAGGCUGGAGGUUGGAAGGACAGGACAACGGUCGAGGAUAUGGACCUCGCUGUCCGCGCUAGUCUCAAGGGAUGGAAAUUCUUGUUCCUCGGUUCUGUCAAGGUAAAAAACGAAUUGCCAAGUACAUUGAAGGCCUAUCGUUAUCAACAACAUCGUUGGUCAUGUGGUCCAGCCAAUCUCUUCAGGAAAAUGUGUAUGGAGAUUGCAAGAAAUAAGAAAGUGUCUUUGUGGAAGAAGGUUCAUGUGAUUUACAGCUUCUUCUUCGUGAGGAAAGUCGUAGCCCAUAUUGUUACUUUCGUAUUCUACAUUGUGGUAUUACCCGCCACUGUAUUAGUACCUGAAGUUGUGGUGCCGAAGUGGGGAGCUGUUUACAUUCCUGCCAUCAUUACGAUACUCAAUGCUGUCGGAACUCCAAGGUCCUUCCACUUGCUGGUAUUUUGGAUCCUUUUCGAGAAUGUAAUGUCACUCCAUCGAGCUAAGGCCACCUUCAUCGGCUUGUUGGAGGCAGGACGAGUGAAUGAAUGGAUUGUCACGGAGAAAUUAGGGGACGCUUUCAAGUUAAAAUCAGCUACCAAAGCAUUUAAAAAACAUCGAAUGAGACUUGGUGACAGGAUUCAUUUGUUAGAGUUUGCUGCUGGUGCGUACCUCUUCUUCUGCGGGUGUUAUGAUAUUGCCUUUGGGAACAACCAUUACUUCCUCUACCUCUUCAUUCAAGCGUUUGCCUUCCUCAUUGUUGGAUUUGGUUACGUUGGCACAUUCGUGCCCAACUCUUAGUCUAUGCUCGUGAAAACUGAUUUUAUGAUCUGAAUCUUAAGGUUUUUACGCCCUGUGCUCCCCCUCGGUAGCACCAAAAGAAGUGGCGUUUACAGUGGCCUUGCGCGCCUUUCUUGUUUUCGGGUGAUUUUUGUUUUCUUGUAAAAAGAAGGAAAGUUGGUUAUUCUUUUUAGAUAAUGUCAAGCAUAAAAGUGAUCUGAGCCUCGUGGGCUCGCGGGGCUCGGAUCGUGUUUGUUCUAUUUUUGUAUAUUCCAGAAAGAGUCACUAGGCAAGAAAGAGAUGAAAAAAACAAGAAAGUAGAAGGUGAAACUGUUUUUAUUAUUUGUCUUCCUUUUUAACUUAGAUGUAAUUUGGUUUCAAUACAAAGUGAAAGUUUGUAGAGUUGAA
Capsicum annuum is the source of this 2290-nucleotide messenger RNA. Its product is annotated as glucomannan 4-beta-mannosyltransferase 9-like. Gene Ontology annotation, cellular component: Golgi apparatus. Gene Ontology annotation, molecular function: mannan synthase activity. The record is from RefSeq and is a predicted model, not a curated record. NCBI's taxonomy places the organism in Eukaryota, Viridiplantae, Streptophyta, Magnoliopsida, Solanales, Solanaceae.